ACAUGAAUUAUGUUUAAUUGAUCGUACUUCAAUGGAUCGGUAGGAUAUUGACAAAACAAGAGCGAUCGAACUCGGUGCUCGCUAUGUUGAUAGUCAGUGGAAAUCGGUGAAUGAAAAUGAAGUGGAACUGUCCGUUAUGAGUGGAGGAUUCAGCAGCCGCCUGUAUGUACUAGAGGACAUUUCCUCUUCCACAUCAAAUGAAACAAAAACGUUUCUGAUUCGUCUUUACGGUGGGAAAUUAGUAAAUGAAGACGACCCGUUUAAGACGGAUAGCUGUGAAGUUAACGAGACUCUUGUGUUCUAUGCCAUCAGUCUGGCGGGUUUAGGACCGCGAUUAUACGGUUCAUUUGACGGUGGUCGUGUCGAAGAGUUUGUACCUUCGCAUGUGCUUCGUGAAAAAGACUAUGAACAGAGACCGGAAACAGUUUUGGAACUUGCAAGGAAAUUGGCUCGUUUCCAUGCUUUAAAUUUACCAAUAUCGAAGGAACGUAAUCGAAUACUUGAGGCGUGCGAGCAUCAACUUCAAAACAGAGACCUGGAAAAGUUCCGGAAAGUCGCUGAUCAUGUUGGCAUGACCGACAUAAGUGCCUAUGAACAUUUUGAUGUUCAAUCAGAGAUUAGUUGGUUGAAAAAGCUUGAGAGUUCAGUUGGUGGUCGGAUAGUUACAACUCUUGGCGAUAUUAACAAGAACAACAUUCUAGUACUCGAUAAGCCAGAUAAGUUUGGUGAGAGAGUGAUGAUCAUCGAUUACGAAGGUUUUUCCAUGGAUUUUCGUGGUCGAGAUAUCGGACAAAUUUUCCUCAUGAAAAUUGUGGAAAACAAUGAUGGUUACCUAUGUAGAAGCUGCGAUUAUCCUGACGAAGCGUGGCGACGUAAAUUUAUAGCCGAAUAUUUGAAAGAAACGGAAUCGAUGAACAAUUUCUUGUGGAAUGAAAAUUUGGACAAUGUGGAACAUUUGGUGAUGGAAACUGAAUUUUUUGUGUUUCACUCCAUUCAUGUGAUUAUUGGCUUUUUAUUAAAUCAAGGCGACGACAGUUUCUUCUAUAAAAUGGAAACGGAUCAGGCAAUGAGCUUUCUGACGAUGGGAUUGUAUUUCAUUGAAGUGUAUCAACAGAGAAAAACCAUUUUCGUCCAAACUUACGGCAAACAAUUGAACUUGAGCGAGUAAUGUAAUAUUUUUAACUUUAACUAACAAAU
Bradysia coprophila is the source of this 1197-nucleotide messenger RNA. RefSeq names its product choline/ethanolamine kinase-like. Gene Ontology annotation, biological process: phosphatidylethanolamine biosynthetic process; CDP-choline pathway. Lineage: Eukaryota; Metazoa; Arthropoda; Insecta; Diptera; Sciaridae. Gene Ontology annotation, cellular component: cytoplasm. Gene Ontology annotation, molecular function: ethanolamine kinase activity; choline kinase activity. The record is from RefSeq and is a predicted model, not a curated record.